Molecule: messenger RNA, 3515 nt
Organism: Triplophysa rosa
Lineage: Eukaryota; Metazoa; Chordata; Actinopteri; Cypriniformes; Nemacheilidae
Product: IQ calmodulin-binding motif-containing protein 1-like
Exons: 13
Coding region: 154-1929 (591 amino acids)
Biological process (GO): cilium assembly
Cellular component (GO): cilium
Molecular function (GO): calmodulin binding
Source: RefSeq, a predicted model, not a curated record
CAGCUUCCCGUCGCAUGUUGCGCGUUCCUUAGCAGAGAGAGGAUAGAAAUUACACUUUCAUUUAACACAGAACUCACUAAAAGCAAAUAAACCGUUUGGUAUGAUUUGUGCGCGUUUAAUCGUCUCAGAGCUUGAACGCGUGUUUCUGAUGCGAUGAGCGCGUCACGAGAGUUCACGGAUUUAAUAGCAGAUACGCGAGAACAACCCGAAAACAAGAUCCUCGACGUGCUCUCGAAACUAAAAGAUGUUCUGGACAGAAAGUCUUUAGGAGAUCAGAGGGAUCUGGAGGAGUGUAAACGGACUCUUUACUCUCACGGUGUUCUGCAGUAUUGCUCAUCUUCUCUGAGAUUCAGUCCAGCUCAGAUUCAAGGAGGAUAUGCGGUUCUGACACAGAUGGCAGACAUCCUCAGCUCGUGCUGUGUGGGUCUGGGGUCUUUCAGAGGCAUGGAGGUGUUCAGUCAUGAAUUUCUGCCUCCGGUGGCUGAGAACCUUCUUUUCCUGGCAGACCGGCUCAUGACCAGAGCUCUGAGGGACAAGGCACAGAAUGAGAUGAUUCGUUUGUUCAGAAGAGUCUUUGAUUCCAUCGGCUGGCUCCUCAGGGCUCAUAGACAUCUCAGUCAUCAUGUAUUAAGGUCUAAAUAUUAUGAGAAAAUCCAGAUGUGUGAGGACGAUGAAGUCUCGGUUGUUACAGUUACGAUGUGGAACGAUAUCUUCAGGGCGGACAGCGCUGUUGCAGAUGAGAUGGGAAUCCGUGCUCUGACUGGAGUCUUGGAUGAUAUUGUGUAUAAAAUGUCCAGUAGCUCAAACCCGGUGAUUGGCAGAGCCGCUGUAAAAACACUUGUCAUAAUAAUGGACCACAGCAGCUCGAGCCAUCAGCUCAUUCACAGACGAUACAAAGGUUUGGCUGAAUUGGUUGUGAAAGACUGGAGUGGUAAAGGAUUUGACUCAGUACUGGAUCAACUUAUCGACCGACUGCAGUCAGAGACUUUUCAGAAAGACACUGAGGAGUUGUCCGAGGAGAUGGUGAGAGCCGCGUGCGUGAUCCAGGCGGCUUGGAGAGCCCAUCAGACCAGAAAAAGACUGAAGAAACUCCCGCGAGCUGUCAGCACAAUCCAGCGAAGCUUCAGAGAAAAGCGCAGACGGCAACAGGAAGAUGCUGAGAGACGGCGGGCAGAGGAGGAAUUACGUCACCAAGUGCGUCUGAGAAGACAGAGAGCCAUGAGACAGUUCCGUCAACGGCAGCUUCACCUCAUGGAGAUACUUCCAGCCGCUCAGGUGGAGAGAUAUCUGGGAGAGCUGGAGAAACAGGCAGCUGUGCUCAUUCAGAGAGUUUGGAGAGGUCACAGAGAGAGACGACGUUUCCAUCGACACAAAUACAGUCUCAGACAACACAGAGCUGCUGUCAUUCUGCAGAGAGUUAUUCUGCGGUUCCUGAAGCGUCGUAAAGCACAACGAAGCACUCUGACACCACCGAAAGGAAUCAAAGGAUUGACUGACAGCAGGAGGGCGGAGCUUAGGCGACAGAUAGAAGAGCACAUCUCUCUACAUCCUUCAUCAGUGAUGUCAGCAGAGGGCAGAGUGGAGCUCAAUCAGACAGCUCAGAGUCUCCUGCAUCAGCACCUGAUCAACAGAGCGUCCGGUCGGCCCAGAGAACACCACAGACACGCUCUGCUCGCUCAGAUCAACACGGACCUCGAGCUUUUACUCAAUGCUCCGUCACUGAAGGAUGCCCGAGCGGAGGACGUCGGCCUGUACUUAAGCCGUUCCCGUCCUGUGGCCACACGUGCCCGUCAAUCCCAUAAUGCCGUGAUCCAGAGCAUGCGUCUGCCGUGGUGGAGGAUGCUGGGAGAUGAGUUCUACAGUCCGGAGGAGCUUCCCGGGAAAGAUUACGAUAUGGACAUGGAGUCAUUGUAUCUGGGUGGAAAUUAAAGGAGUCCAGGAGGUGUUUAUGAGAUUUUCGUGAAACUUUAUUUGGAAUAUUUCUCAUGUAUGAGCGUGCCUGAUGACUGUACAUUUAAAAGGAAAAUGUCUGGACAGAAACAUUUCUUUUCUGGAUGAUUUGAACAGUAGACGUUACAGUACAAUCUUCAGUGAGGACCCUCUUAAAUCUAAGAUGAAUAUGAAUACAGAAAUCAUUCAGCCACAGAACUGAUGAAACAUUAAUGGUCGUCAAUGCCAAACAAACAUGUUUUACAAUUGAGAUGUAUAAAAUAAUACAAGCAUUGUCUCUCGUACGCCAGUCAUAGUGUUUUAUAGUUUUUCUAAUUACUCUUCAGUAUUUCAGGUGAUAUAGACGACUGUUGUAGUGAUGUUUUUUCCUCAUUUUGUGAAGUGCUGGUGUGAGUCCUUCUCUUAUCGGUCGCUGGAUUUCAGUUAUCGUUCUUUAUUCAAAGUCAAUUUUUAAUAUUUUUCACAUCUUUAAGCUCUUGAGUUGUGUAAUUGCAUUUUAAACACUGCAAAAUCAGGCCAGUAUGACAAAAAGGAAGUAAAUGAACUCAGUGCUGUCACUAUUUCACAACACAAUUAUCGUGGUCGAAAUAAUUUACAGCAACGGUUCGGUCGGGAUGUGUAUAGAUAAAAAUGAACUGCUAUAAGUCAAAUUCAUUUUUACUUAUUUUUGGUUUUCUCUUUUUUGGCCAAUGAAUCACGCUUAACAUGUGAGUCUAGAGAAAGUUUGUAACUUUGCAAAAUCUUAAGACAAAAUGUUGUUUUUCUAUAUCACCACCUUCCAUAAUAAAGUGUUAACCACAUGAUUAAUUUUAAUAACCUAUGUAUGUGUCAUAUGAACACAAUAUUAAUAAUUACAGUUAUCCAUAUCACGGUUAUUGACAGUACUGAUACCCCUAUUAUGAAACAAUCCCCUUGUUUAGCUCAUUGUCAAUUGACAUACAGUAUUGUGAAUUCAUUUAAAUUUGAAUGAGCUUUCUGCCCUUAUGGAACAGGAUAAUGAAAGAUAGGAGAUGAAUGGAUUCAGUACAUUGCAGUGGUUCAUUGUGAGGUUAUUUUGAUGGAGGUGUGCUGAGAGAAAAAUCUACUGCGUGCCCAAAGUGUCGUAAAAUGAUGCCAAGGCUUCAUUCACCGGACAGCCAUCAUUAUUUCAUUACACACACGUAAAAACAACAGAGUGGUCCACUCCAGCGGCACGAUUAAAACAGCAUUUUCAAGAGCAGGAAAAUAUGAUGGCAGAAUAAUUGCCGAUCUCUUUAUGCGGCGGUUUAAAGCUGCAGAUAAACUGAAAGCGGCUUUUGGAGGAAGCCGAGCAGCGCACGAGCGUGUUUGUCUAGUGUUGUGUGAAUGUUUGCGUUUUAGUCUGUGAAAGUGCAUGUGAAUGUAAUGAAUGUGUGUGUGUAUGUGGAGGUAAAGGAGACAUGUAAAGGAGACAUGAAAACACGGUGACUGCCAAACCUCUGUCACGUUACAAUGCCAAAGUGAUGUUUAAGUGAUUAACAACAACGGUUACAGGAAUAAUUGUUGAGUUUUACCACAGUAGUUGUGUUUGUUUACAUCCGGUCAGA